Molecule: messenger RNA, 831 nt
Organism: Mitosporidium daphniae
Lineage: Eukaryota; Fungi; Microsporidia
Exons: 3
Coding region: 1-831 (276 amino acids)
Biological process (GO): regulation of translational fidelity
Molecular function (GO): nucleotide binding; Ser-tRNA(Ala) deacylase activity
Source: RefSeq, a predicted model, not a curated record
AUGACGGAAUCCACUAGACUCGCAUACUUGAGGAGUUCAGCCACAAUUGGCAAUGCACUUCUAGUUGGGAUCAGAUUCAAUGCUUCCGGUGAUGCGGCCAGUCUCCUUCUUGACAUCACUCUUUUUUAUCCGCAAGGGGGCGGGCAACCGUAUAUACACCUUCUCAUCCUAGAUGCGACACAGGGCAAGGUCCCUCAAGAAAAGAUUUCUAAUAACGAAAUGCUUCCUACAGGGGAUCCCCUGAACAGUACUGUUGAGCACGUUAUCGGGGAUGCGGAACAACGCACUACAGCCCAAAAGUUAGUUCCUCUUCUUCCGCUUCCAGUGACCCUGCGAAUCGACCAUGAUCGCCGCUUUCUCAAUAGCCGGCUUCAUACGGCCGGCCAUCUUCUUGAUAUUGUUCUCAUCGAGAUAAUGGGCUUAUCUCUUACGACAGGGAAGGCAUACCAUUUUCCAGAUGGACCCCAUGUUCUAUAUCGUGGUCAGCUGGUCUUCAAAGAUAAAACAGGCCCCACUAGAGAUCUCGCCACACAAAUUCCACAUACCCGUGAUGAGUUUUUGCUUUUAGUUGAGCAGCAUUGUAACAAGAUCAUCAGAGCGGAUCCCCUCACAAUCAUCCGACACGCGUCUCCACAUGAUGAUUAUGCCAUGCGAUGCAUGUCUAUCGAUGGAUUUAUAAGCGAAAUUCCAUGUGGAGGUACCCAUGUUCCUCAUCUUGGCCUUCUUGGACCUAUGAUGCGAGUCCGAAAGGUGCAGGUCAAAUCUGGCGAUAACACUACCCGAAUCUCGUACAAUCUCGACCCAAUACCUAAUGAGCUCAAUAAAAACUAA